AUGCUGCGAUCUCUCCGUCCUUCUCCACGCUGUUCGACCGAUCUUCUGCGGCGACCUGACCGUGUCAUCCCUCGCCUCGCACCCGUACGAUAUGGAUCCACUACGCCCACACCAGACCCUGCCACUUUGCCUGAUAUAGAGCCUGCGCGCCUGGAAAUCGAGCGCACGGGCGAGCCCAAGAAGCGUCCUGAACCUUCCGAAAUCGUUUUCGGACAUAACUUCACCGACCACAUGCUGGUCGUCCCUUGGAAUGCCACAACAGGAUGGGAUGCUCCAAAAAUUAAACCUUAUGGCCCACUUCUUCUUGAACCAAGCUGUUCUGUCUUUCAUUAUGCCCAAGAGUUGUUCGAAGGCCUGAAAGCGUACCGCCAAGAGUCUGGCAAAAUUACACUAUUCAGACCAGAUAUGAACUUCAAACGCAUGAACACUAGCGCGUCGCGCAUUGCUCUGCCGAAUUUCAAACCCGAAGCUAUGCUUGAGCUCCUCAAGAAGCUGAUCCAGGAAGACAAAGAUUGGGUACCAGGCUUGCCAGGUUACAGUCUUUAUAUACGUCCCACAAUGAUUGGUACUCAGGCUGCUCUGGGCAUUGCACCUGCGAAAGAAGCCCUGCUCUACGUGAUUUGCUGUCCGGUGGGACCGUAUUAUCCCAAAGGGUUUAAGCCUGUAGCACUUUAUGGUACAACGAAAUACAUACGUGCUGCUCCGGGAGGCAUCGGCGGGUACAAGUUGGGGGCGAAUUAUGCUCCAGGACUCGUUGCGCAAAGGGAGAUUGAGAAGCAGGGUUAUAUCCAGAACCUGUGGCUGCAUGGGCCCGACCACCUAAUCACCGAGGUCGGCACCAUGAACGCAUUUGUAGUCUUCAAGCGUCCCGACGGAGCAACGGAACUUGUUACGCCGCCUUUAGAUGGCAUGAUUCUCCCUGGGGUGACGCGUGAUUCCGUCCUCUCCCUCGCGCGGUGGCACGCGUCAGGCCAGGCGAAGAUUGCGGACCUUCCGGAUGAUCUGGUUGUUUCGGAGCGUUCGGUGUCAAUGAAGGAGGUGAAGGAGGCUGAGAAGACGGGCACGUUGGUCGAGUUCUUCGGUACAGGCACUGCGGCAGUCAUCAGUCCCGUCGACCGCAUUGGUUAUCUCGGCGAGGACAUUCAUAUCCCGACUGGUCCGGAUGGCAUGGGCCCCGUUUCGCGGCCCAUUUGGAAACAAUUAACUAGCAUCCAAACGGGCAAAAUCCCUCAUGAGUGGAGCGUGGUGUCUGUUGACACUAGCCAGCUGCAGGAUUUAGACGAUUGUGAUCGAGCCCGCGGCAUUGUCCGUUCGUGGGCGCGACUGGUUGGCUUCAGCAAUAUUAAAUUUCCUGUCUUGCUGAACGUUGCGUGCAUGGCUCUCCGUCCUAGCUUGAGUGUUCGUCCUUGUCGGGCCAAGUGGCGGACCGGCAAAGCUAGAUAUAUCUACGCACCAUGCGUCUCCACGAGGAACUAUGCGGUGGUAGGCAGUACGACGUACGUCGGUGAACCACCUUCCCCUCCUUCACCCCCGCCCACCGAACAACCACCCUCAUCAUCGUUCAAACCGCCGGAUGCAUCCACGGCAUUCGACGCUCGCGUCCUCUACGAGCUUCGCAGGCACGCGACACCUCCAGGAUCCGAGGACAGACUUCAUGAUCUCCCUGAGCUCAUAUUGCAAUAUCUCGACCGCUCGGAGCGCGUCCUUGAUGUUGGUCUGCCUUACGAAUCCCGUCCGUCAGCCGAUAGGCGUACUCCAUUUGACUCAAACGCGUCGGAGGAGAACCAUACUGUCGCGAUGGUGGUGCAUGCCGCUCAGAGCGGGGAGGAGCACAAGAUCACACAUUGCUCAGGUUUCGCUAUCAAUGCCCCCGGUAUGUCGGAAGGUGAGGCCGUCUUUGUGACUUGUGCACAUACUCUAGAGGAGAUACGGCAUAGUCCCGUCUUGAACGCUAUACCCAAGCCCCACGUCUCGGGCUCGCUGCUGGUAAGCGGUGACGCCUCGUCACCGACCUUCAGCCCUGUCUCGGCGGUGCUCUCGGCGCUGCACCGUUCCGACCUUGUUCUGCUCUCUGCCACGGCGCCCGCAAAUCUGCGCACGCUCCCCGUCUCGCCGUACCCUGCCCACCCAGGCACGCCUAUCCGUGCGCACUUCGUCUGCGAAGCCCCGCCCACGUCUACUUCCGAUGCGGAUGCGGAUGGGUGGACGCCGUGGGUAGGUGGGACGUGGAGCAAAUGGGUACGAGGCACUGUCGUCGAAUAUCGGGACUCGGCAGGACGCGAAGCGAAGCCUGGGUCAUACGACGCGCUUGCCCACCUCCACUUCGACCCACCGCCCACGCCGGGCUCGAGUGGUGGUCCUAUCGUGGAUGAAGAGAGCGGGGCAGUGAUAGGAGUGAUGCUCGGCACGCAACUGCAAAAUAGAGUGGAAGGCGUUCGGGGUUGGGGUGUACCUGCGGAGAUGAUCUUCGAGAUGUUCCGCCUUCCUGGCUUGAAACUCAAGAGGCAGUAA
Messenger RNA from Sparassis crispa, 2511 nucleotides. RefSeq lists its product as hypothetical. The transcript is spliced from 14 exons. Lineage: Eukaryota; Fungi; Basidiomycota; Agaricomycetes; Polyporales; Sparassidaceae. Gene Ontology annotation, biological process: L-leucine biosynthetic process; L-valine biosynthetic process. Gene Ontology annotation, molecular function: branched-chain-amino-acid:2-oxoglutarate transaminase activity. Gene Ontology annotation, cellular component: mitochondrion. Bases 1 to 2511 code for a protein of 836 amino acids. The record is from RefSeq and is a predicted model, not a curated record.